This is a messenger RNA of Arachis duranensis, 2868 nucleotides long. RefSeq lists its product as uncharacterized. The record is from RefSeq and is a predicted model, not a curated record. The transcript has 13 exons. Lineage: Eukaryota; Viridiplantae; Streptophyta; Magnoliopsida; Fabales; Fabaceae. Bases 560 to 2605 code for a protein of 681 amino acids.
UCUGAAGCAUUCGAAAACCCCAGCCCAGUCGCCACCGCCGUCGCCGGGGUUUGCAGGUCGUGACCGUCACCACCGUCGCGUGGUCUCUUCCCCAGUUCGCCCGUUCAUUCAUCUCAGCCUAGCCCCUUCUGAAGCAUUCCCAGGCUCCCAGCGUCCCCGUGGUCCUCUAGCUGCCAUUGCCGUCGCCUGCUCCUCAGCACCGCCGCUUCGUCUUCGCUGGCCUCUCCCUUCGUCGUGGCUGGUCUUAGCUUCGUCAGCACCCAGACAGCAAAGCUACAAAGGCUUCUCCAUAGUGCAAUAUGAAGACAAGAUCCAUGGGUGUGAAGAAUUCACUAAGAAAACUAUUAGAAGGAAUCACAAAUAAGUGGCAAAAAAGAAGGUGGAACUCUCGGAGUCCAGGAUCUGGCAUAUCUUCUUGCAACAGCCAACUUUAUGGGAUCUCCAAGCUCCCAUUUAGAUCUGUGAAAAAAGAACGAACCGCAUCAACAAGAAGAAGGAGAAGGAGAAGAAGAAGAAGAAGCAGAAACGGCGUCGUAUAGAUACGUAGAGGGUGGUUGUUAUGGCUACAAAGCUAAAGUAUCUGUCUUCCAUUGCAGAGGACGUUCUUAAGAGAUGUGCACAGAAACUAGAAAUUCCAGUAGAGGGAUUGGUGGAAGAAUUUGAAUCAGGAUGGAACCCGGAUGAGGGAGACUACUGCAAAAAAUUAGUAGAAUUUUGCAGUACCAAGACUCUAUGUCAAAAACUGUGCCAGGAUGGCAUACAGGAAAAGAUCAACGAUGGCUCAUUUAGCAGGUUGACCUAUGAUAUGAUGCUUGCUUGGGAGAGACCUAGAUACUAUGAUGAAGACGGCACGGAAUCUGUAGCAAAGGAGCACGAAGAAAGGAUAGCUCGAAAAGCCACUCAAGAACAGGAAGAUAUCCCUCUUUUUUAUUCAGACAUCAUGCCUCUACUUGUUACUAAUGAGGCCAGUGUCGGAGAAGAUGCAUUUGUGUGGAUGGGAUCACAAUUUCCAUUAGUAGCAGAUGUUGCAAAUGGAAGGUUUACUUUUGAAACUCUAACAGCACCAACAGGCCUCCGACUACACCAUCCGGCAUACGAUAUAUUCUUAAAAAAUAUGGACAAGUGCAUACAGCAUUUGCAGAAUCAGACAAAGCCAAAUGGUGUGGAACUGGCCGAUGACGAAUACAUAUUACAUGUCGAAGGAACAGCAAGCUCCCAGAGAGUCGUUCGCCACAUUGGGACGACAAGUUGGCCUGGUAGGCUUACACUGACCAACUAUGCUCUUUACUUCGAAGCCUCGGGAAUAAUAAAUUACGAAGAUGCUAUAAAAAUGGACCUCUCCAAGGAUGUCGAGCAGAGUGUAAAACCAGCUGCCACAGGUCCCUGGGGAGCUCAACUUUUCGACAAGGCCAUAAUCUAUGAAUCAUCUGAUUCAUCAGAGGAGAUUGUACUAGAGUUUCCAGAACUCACAAGUUCCACGAGGCGCGAACAUUGGCUAGCACUGAUAAGGGAAAUAAUGUUUCUCCACCAGUUUUUAUCGAAGUACAAUAUCAAUGGUCCAAUCCAAGCAUGGGAGAUUCAUGCAAGGACAAUAUUGGGAAUCAUAAGGCUUCAUGCAGCCAGAGAAAUGCUAAGAAUAUCACCACCUGUCCCAACGAAGUUCCUAAUAUUCUCCUUAUACAACGAGCUGCCAAAGGGAGAUUAUGUUCUCGAAGAAUUCGCAGAUAGCCUCAAGAAGGUCAAUAGUGCACACUCGUGUAGCGCAAGCUCAAUCCUUAGAAUUAUGAACAUGUAUAGGUCCAUACCUUCUGAUGAAAUAGUAGAGAAGCCAAUUCAAGAAGUUGAAAGUAGCACGAGUGCUUUAGAAGAUAGUCCUUCCUUGAAGACAGCUAUCAAACAAUCAAGGAAGGAAGAAAAGGAAGUUCUCAUCGCGAAAGCUACCACUGAAGAAUUAAAGGAUGAUGGUGUCAUCGACAGCAUUAUGGUUCUUACAGAACUAUUAAAACCACUCAAACAUGUAGUCCCAUGGGUUCAAGGAAUCUUCGCUUGGGAAAGGCCAAUAAAUACUGUUGCUGUUCUUGUUCUAUCUCUCAUAAUCACUUAUAUACCUUGCAGGGAGUGGGUUGGUAAGGCAAUCGCAUGUUUCUUGAUAUGGGUGAUAGUAAAGAUGCUUGAGGCAAGAAAAAACAGGAUAUGCGAGAAGCGCAAAGAGAUAGUAAUAAGUAGAACAAGUAUGGCUUCAGAUCAGUCCACGGUGGAGAGCAUUGUCUCAGCCCAGCAUGGAUUGUAUACUGUUCAUGAGAUCAUGCAGAUAGCUAAUAUAGCAAUGCUAAAGAUAUGGUCAAUACUUAUUUACAAGGCAGAUAAGCAUGCAAAUGUAGUGAUGGUGGCAAUGAGUGGUUUGGCAUUCUUACUGGCAGUGAUUCCAUUUAAGUACUUCCUAAUGGGAAUCAUUCUGCAAACCUUUGCCACAUCGUUGAAGAGAGUUAAGCUGCCGCCGCCACCGUCAUCGUCUCCUGGAACAGGGAACAGACGCUUAAGGGAAUGGUGGGACUCAAUUCCAAUUGUUUCUGUUCGUGUAGUAGACAAUGCUCUUGAUGAAUAGGUCCUUUUCGCUUUAGUAGCUUACAAGAUUGUAUAUAUUAUGAGUUGUAAUAUAAUACAUGUAAUAAAAACUUGGUCAAAGGUACAAUAGAGUAUUUACGUUGGUAUAAUAGAUGGAAUAUAGCAUACAGAAACAUGACAAUAUAAUGCAUGGAACUUACAUAUAUAUCAAGGAAGUUACACUGCAGAGUUCAAUAUGCAUUUCUUGUGUUAUAGUGUUUCAAAUUCUAGUCUAUAUAAGAGAAUAAUGGAAGACUGGAGCGU